AGGCGGUUCUUCCAGUGACAUCAGGGGCUCCGCUCCCUUCUUGGAUUAUAAAUGCAGCAUGGAUGCCUUUACGGGUCCCUUUCCCUUUCCUAACGGUGUGGCUGAGAAGAGUGGGCCGUUACUGCUGCAAAGAUCAUGGCACCAGCAAAGAAGAAUAUCCUCGAGCGCCUGGAUGCAGGAGAGGUGGUUAUCGGGGACGGAGGCUUCGUCUUCGCCCUGGAGAAGCGGGGUUACGUCAAGGCAGGCCCGUGGACACCCGAGGCUGCCGCAGAGCACCCUGAAGCGGUGCGGCAGCUGCACAGGGAGUUUCUGCGGGCUGGCGCAAAUGUCAUGCAGACAUUCACUUUCUACGCCAGCGACGAUAAGCUGGAGAACAGGGGCCAAACUCAGCGCUUCACUGGCCAGCAGAUAAACGAGGCAGCUUGUGACCUGGCCAGGGAGGUGGCCAAUGAGGGUGAUGCUAUGGUGGCAGGAGGAGUGUCACAGACACCCUCUUACCUCAGCUGCAAGAGUGAGGAUGAUGUUAAGGCCAUCUUCAAGAAACAGACUGAUGUCUUUGUUAAGAAAGACGUGGACUUCCUGGUUGCAGAGUACUUCGAACACGUGGAAGAAGCCGAGUGGGCAGUCCAGGUUCUGAAGGCCACCGGGAAGCCUGUGGCUGCGACUUUGUGUAUUGGACCAGAAGGUGAUCUUAAUGGAGUCAGCCCUGGAGACUGUGGUGCCAGACUGGUCAAAGCUGGGGCUCAGAUUGUUGGCAUUAACUGCCAUUUUGACCCGGAGACCUGUGUGAAGACUGUGAAGCUGAUGAAGGAGGGAGUGGAGAAGGCUGGCCUGAAGGCUCACUACAUGUGCCAGCCGCUGGCCUUCCACACCCCAGACUGCAACCGGCAGGGAUUCAUCGACCUGCCGGAGUUCCCAUUCGCUCUAGAGCCCAGGAUCCUGACCAGAUGGGACAUGCAGAAAUACGCUCGUGACGCGUACAACGUUGGCAUUCGUUAUAUUGGUGGCUGCUGUGGUUUUGAGCCGUAUCACAUCCGCGCUCUGGCUGAGGAGCUGGCAACUGAACGUGGCUUCCAGCCUGUUGGCUCUGAGAAGCACGGCAGCUGGGGCAGUGGCCUGGAAAUGCACACAAAGCCUUGGGUUAGAGCUAGGGCUCGUCGUGACUACUGGGAGAAGCUGAAGCCUGCCUCAGGACGUCCAUUCUGUGCUGCCAUGGCCACACCUGACAGCUGGGGCGUCACCAAAGGUCACGCUGACCUGAUGCAACAAAAAGAGGCCACCUCCGAGGAACAACUCAAGGCUCUCUUUGAAAAAGCCGACCAUGGCCAUUGAGCUCUCCUCUAAACCCUCUGACUAAGGGGAGAAACAAAGGGGUGACAUUCCCUCAAGUUUACAUGCCUAAAACAAAGAUUUAAGUUCCUUUUGCCUUUUAGGACCAUUUUUACUGUGUGAAGACUGGUAUUAAAUGCCGUCCAUUUCAAAAUAGCUUUCCAGACAACCAGCAAGUAUAUCUGAGUAGGAUUUUCAUACGUGUAAGCUCUGUCUAAUCGCUGUAAUUUCAAAGCUCAAGCGAGCAACUGUGAACCCACCCUAGUAAUGCCUUGACACAAAAUUGCCUUUAUGUUUUAUGAGAGAGAAAACGAUCAAAUAAAAACCCACUGCCUAAAAAAA
This is a messenger RNA of Melanotaenia boesemani (Boeseman's rainbowfish), 1671 nucleotides long. It is a transcript of the gene bhmt, whose product is annotated as betaine-homocysteine methyltransferase. The record is from RefSeq and is a predicted model, not a curated record. NCBI's taxonomy places the organism in Eukaryota, Metazoa, Chordata, Actinopteri, Atheriniformes, Melanotaeniidae. The transcript is spliced from 8 exons. Bases 136 to 1332 code for a protein of 398 amino acids. Gene Ontology annotation, molecular function: zinc ion binding; betaine-homocysteine S-methyltransferase activity.